Limulus polyphemus (Atlantic horseshoe crab) is the source of this 2131-nucleotide messenger RNA. RefSeq lists its product as uncharacterized. The transcript has a single exon. Lineage: Eukaryota; Metazoa; Arthropoda; Merostomata; Xiphosura; Limulidae. Bases 944 to 1927 code for a protein of 327 amino acids. The record is from RefSeq and is a predicted model, not a curated record.
AGUAAUUUUCGCUUGUAAAAGAAAAAAAAAUAACAUCCUGGAAAAUUUUCACCAUUUCCUUAUCUUUAACAACAUGAUUAAUAGUUUAUACUACACAUGGGUGCUAUUCAUGGUUAUAAUUCGAUUUGCUGAUUUAAUCGUAACUCAUGCCUAUUUUUUUUCGAAACUAAAAAUUUAAAAUCAUGCUAUUUGAUAGGUAUGUAUUUGUUCGUGCCCUCACUUAUAAGCUUCUAGAUCAGCUCUACUGCUACCCUGGUGUUGAUUCCGAGAGUCAAAGGUAAAAUCCUGUAUUAGUUAAUAUAUUUGACAGCUGACAGAGAAAACAGAAUCACUAAAUUUUUUUUAUGGGACCUAAACUAAUUUGAAGGUUUAACUGAACCUACUGUAACUUGUUGCCGUUACUUUUUAUGACUCUUCGUGUUUGAAUAAUUUGGCCACGUGUGUUAAAUAGAGAAAGCAAAUUAUUUAAGACACAGAUUAGUAUUUUAUGUUAGUAAAGCACCCGACUUUAGCUCGAUAGUUAUACCGACCUUCCCAUGUAUUUUAGACAAAGCUUUCAGACUAUACAAGUGAGUAUAAAUCAAAAGAACACUUGGAAAGUUGGUGAGUAGGGAUAUAAAACUACACUACAGUUGAAGGGCCACACUGCGGAGUUCUAUAUAUAUAUGUAUAUAAAAAACAAGAUUGCAUAAUACAUUUGUUGACAAAUGCUGUGUUUAUGAAGUUAAGCCACUGUUUGAGGAUCAUGUAUCACUGAUAACCCUGGUGACACAUCAGUGGUCUAUCAUAAUUUCUCACGUGAUUUCCCUUCUCUCAGUCAAACAUUCUUCUUUAGUGAUUUUAGCUUUUUUUUUGUCAUAACAAUUUUAAUUUUAAUUGUGUUUGUAGAGUAAAUACUAAUGCUGUUUUUUAAAAUACAUGAAUAGAUUUAAAAGUCCACGCAAUGUUUACCUCCCGUCGUCAGAUGAUUAUUGUGCUCAUAACUUUCCUUUCAGCUUUAGUUCUCUUCAUUACUCCCUUAGUACUGCGUCGUUGUGUGUUCACUGAUCAUCACGUGCAUGCAACAUCAUCAGACGCCAUAUUAGUAACAGAAAAAAUAUCUUCAAUUUGGUGUAAGGAACAAGAUUUAAAUUCGAGCUCCUUGUUCAACGCUUUUUUAUUCACUAAAAAGCCUUCAGUGAAUCCCCAGGUAUUAAGAUAUGUGUCCAUGUCUAAUCAUAUGAAGCUAAUGAUUGGAGACCGGAAAUACUGGAGGUUUUAUAUUCUAAAAGGAUCUACUAUCACCGUGUCUGUGUGUGCCCGUUUGUCUGGUGGGGUACUAUCCAUACUGAGAGGUCAUCAGAAUCUUAGCCUUUGUCUUCAUGAAUAUCUCUACCCUUCAACCCGAGGUCAUAAUACUGAGAGUGAAGAGUCAAGCGAAGAAUCGGACGAUAUGACAUCAUCUCUAUCGAGCAGCCAAGAUGUCGCCUCUAACGAAACUUCAGAUCCUUUUGUUUGUCAUUAUGCUUUAUUACACGUGCCGCUGAGAUACAGUUAUCGAUGUGCUCUCACCGCCAAACUUCACCAGGAUUUCGACCCAAGAAACAUUAUUACUUUUAACGUGACGUCGUCAGAUUAUUAUUACGUUCUGUUUCUAAGCAACUCGGUUCUAGAUAUCUUACCUAACGAGAUUUAUGCUGAAUUUUUAUUAAAACGAACGGUUUACGACUAUGAAACUAGUUUACAAAAUUGUUCGAACGUGACUUCUUGCAGUCUACCUUUAAGGUUAGGCUCUAAUGACCAAAUUGUUGUCGAAAUUCCCUCCUCGUCUUUUGAGAAAUGGACUAAUAACGUCAUAACAUCAAAGUGUGUUCCGAGACAAGGUUUAUAUUUUUUGUUUUUCUUUUUUCUAUCAGUGAUGUUUAUAAUAUGUGCUUUUCAUUGCUAGUACGAUUUUAUUAAUAAGUGUUCGUAUUUUAACAUUUUUCUUCUGUUAUGAGUUAAGUAAACAUUUUCGGUCGGGCAAUAUAAUUUAGUGUUGAAUGUAGCACUAUGUCUCUAAUUUCAACUCACAGAUCCUAUAUUCGAAGAAAAGGUAUUUCUAAGAAAUGUUGUAUUCAUUACGCUUCAUGAGAACAAUAAACUGACUUAC